GCCCAUUUCAAACAAUGGUUUUUUGUAUAGUCACAGAGUUGUACAACCAUCACAUUUUCAUCUUUCUCCAUUUUUACAUUUGAGGAAACAAGUUUGAGCCAUUAAGGAAGCUUGCUUAGAGAAACACGAACCAGCAGGGCUGGGGAACUGCAGCGGUUGUCAGGGGCUGAGAUUCCAGUCCAGGCCCAGACCCCCUUCAAGAAGUUAGACCAGUCACCUGGGAGCUGUGUGGUGUGGUAGGUAAACAAGCAGGCACUUACUGCCAGGAUAGACUUGGGUUCAAGGCUUUGUUCUGGUAUCUAGAAGCUCUGUGACCUUUGGUAAAACCUCUUGGAGGCUUGGUUUUCUCAUUUGAAAAAUGAGGGCAAUUCAAUAAAUGAGGGGGCUGACUCACUUGUAAGAUCCCUUUCCAGCUAUGUAAUUCCGAACUUCACUGAGGGGGGAAAUAAUCAAAAACAAAUUCCCCGAGCAUCCAGUGCAACCAGAGAGAUAAUGAAUUCCCUAAAGACAGGCCCACAUAUUUCCCUCGUACUCUUGGAGCGGCUGGCACAGGCCUUUUGAGUUCUCACUGACGGGCCUCCGCUGGUGGAAAGACAAAUGCCUAAGAUGAUCCUUGGAAAGGCAGAGAAGGGUGGGAAGAGUCGGGGUACGGCGCAUAGGGGGCGUCCGGCCUUCGGGUGGUCCGCCCAGGAAUGGGCAAUGAUCCUGUAACUGUAAACACGGGUGGGAGGGAUCAGAGGCGACUCUUCCUUAAGGCCAAGUUCAGCCGCUGUGUGAGGGCUAGACAGGAGGAGUGUGUUGGUGGGAUAGUUCUAAAAAUAAGUUUUCAAAGCUGCGUUGGAUGACACUACACGAGGCGUGGCCCGGCUGCAGCCCCCGACCCCCCGCCCCGCUCUACUCCCACCUGUCCACGCGAUUUGGUAUGCUCGGCCACGGCGCUAAGCCCCCCUCCUCGGUCGUACGAUUGGUACACCCAGGCUCUGGGCGUUGCAACUCCACGAAAGACACGCCCCCGUCACGCCUCUAUUUCUGAUUGGCUGGAGAAUUUAACGAUCCGGCCGGUGACUGGGUGAUUCUCCACUCCUAGUAUUUGAAAGUUCUUAGUGCCCAAAUUUCCCAAUCCAGCCAGAGCUGCACAGCUUGUUCUUCCGAGAGCCGCUGCAGACCUGCGGAGGCAGUGGCGAUGUUGUCAGACACUCAGGCAGCGCCAGCGGAAUCCGAGGACGCGGAACUGCGGUGUCGCGUGGCAGUGGAGGAGUUGAGCCCGGGCGGGCAGCCGCGAAGGCGCCAGGCCCUACGCACAGCUGAGCUAAGCCUGGGUCGUAACGAGCGCCGCGAAUUGGUGCUGCGGCUGCAGGCUCCGGGGUCCGCGGGGCGGCCGCGCUGCUUCCCCCUGCGCGCGGCGCGCCUCUUCACGCGCUUCGCCGCUACCGGGCGGAGCACACUGCGGCUCCCCGCCGACGGCGAACCCCGCGCGGGCGCCGUGCAGCUGCUGCUCUCCGACUGUCCCGCGGACCGCCUGCGCCGCUUCCUGCGCACGCUGCGCCUCAAGCUGGCGGUGGCCCCAGGUCCCGGCCCUGCCUCUGCCCGCACGCAACUGCUUGCUCCUCGGCCCCGCGACUUCGUCACCAUCAGCCCCGUGCAGCCCGAGGAGCUGCGGCGCGCGGCGGCCAUCCGGGCUCCGGACACUUCACCAGUGAAGCGGCCCAUGGAGUUCCGGGCGGGAGCCGAGCCCAGCACCAGGAGGACAGGAAUUGCGGGGGAAGCUCCAAGGUGGCCCCUGCCUGUAAAGAAGCUGAGCUUGCCCCCCACCAAACCACGGCUUUCCCAGGAACAGGCUGCUGUGCUGAGGACAGUCCUGAAAGGCCAGAGCAUUUUCUUCACAGGGAGUGCAGGGACAGGGAAGUCUUAUCUGUUGAAGCGUAUCCUGGGCUCGCUGCCUCCCACAGGCACUGUGGCCACGGCCAGCACUGGGGUGGCAGCCUGCCACAUUGGGGGUACUACCCUCCAUGCCUUUGCAGGCAUUGGCUCAGGCCGGGCUCCCCUGGCCCAGUGUGUGGCUCUGGCCCAGCGGCCAGGUGUGCGGCAGGGCUGGCUGAACUGCCAGCGGCUGGUCAUUGACGAGAUCUCCAUGGUGGAGGCGGACCUGUUUGACAAGCUGGAGGCUGUGGCCAGAGCUGUCCGGCAGCAGAACAAGCCAUUCGGAGGGAUCCAGCUCAUCAUCUGUGGGGACUUCCUUCAGCUGCCACCUGUAACCAAGGGCUCCCAGCCCCCACAGUUCUGCUUCCAGGCCAAGAGCUGGAGGAGGUGUGUCCCAGUGACCCUGGAGCUGACUGAAGUGUGGAGACAGGCAGACCAGACCUUCAUCUCUCUGCUGCAGGCUAUCAGGCUGGGCAGGUGCUCAGAUGAGGUGACCCGCCAGCUCCGGGCCACUGCCACCCACAAGGUGGGGCGAGAUGGGAUUGUAGCUACAAGGCUCUGCACCCACCAGGAUGACGUGGCCCUUACCAACGAGAGGCGGCUGCAGGAGCUGCCAGGUGAGGUACACAACUUUGAGGCUAUGGACAGUGACCCUGGUCAAGCCCGGACCCUGGAUGCUCAGUGUCCUGUUAGCCGGCUCCUUUGUCUAAAGCUGGGGGCCCAGGUGAUGUUGGUGAAGAACUUAUCAGUGUCCCGCGGCCUGGUGAACGGCGCCAGAGGGAUAGUAGUCGGGUUCGAGACCGAGGGGAGAGGGCUGCCCCAGGUGCGGUUCCUGUGUGGAGUCACCGAGGUCAUUCGUGCUGACCGCUGGACAGUGCAGGCCACUGGGGGCCAGCUCCUCAGCCGGCGGCAGCUGCCCCUCCAGCUGGCCUGGGCAAUAUCAAUCCAUAAGAGCCAGGGCAUGUCCCUGGAUUGCGUGGAGAUUUCUCUGGGCCGUGUGUUUGCCAGCGGCCAGGCCUAUGUGGCCCUUUCCCGGGCCCGCAGUCUGCAUGGCCUGCGUGUGCUGGACUUUGACCCCAUGGUGGUUCGCUGUGAUCCCCAAGUGCUGAACUUUUAUGCCACCCUGCAGCAGGGCAGGGGCCUCAGCCUGGGGUCCCCAGAUGAUAAUGAGGCAGCUUCAGACCAGGAGAACAUGGAUCCGGGCCUUUAAGCUGCAAAGAGAAGACAGAGGUGGUCUCCUCAUCCUGCUUCCCUGUGGGGCCAGGACCCCCAGGGCUAAGUGGGGGACAGCAGCCAGUGUCACGUUCUCCCUUCAUUAAAGGUUCUCAGCCUCUGGGCAGGGCUCAAGGGAGGGUGCUUCCUGUCAUCUGCCAGCUGUGCCUAGUUUUUCCCCUUGCCCUGGGUGAGCUGUGUCCAGGGUCAACAGUGACCCUUCCUGUACCAGUUGGAAUGGGACUUGUGGUGGUAUCUGGUGUUAGAGGACAAAGCUCCCUGUGAGGGCUGGCCACAGGCCCACACAGACAUGAAGGCCACUCCCUUAGGGCCAUGGAGGAGAGAGGCAGAGAAGACAGGUAGUCUUGGGUGGGGGACUCAGCCCAUCACAGGCCCAAAGAAAGGAGGGAACUUAGGAGUCUCCUCACAGCUAGGCCAGGCCUCAUACCAGCCAGGAUAAACGUCCUGAGCCUAGCCUGAGAACACUACAGACUGUGCCUGUUUCUUAAGCUGCUUUUUCAGGGAGGACAUAGUCGGGGGUAGGGGGGUAUCGGAAUGGAUAUUAUCCGAUUGUAUUUAUUCAGGACAAAUAAACUUGGGAAUUG
This is a messenger RNA of Manis javanica (Malayan pangolin), 3737 nucleotides long. It is a transcript of the gene PIF1, whose product is annotated as PIF1 5'-to-3' DNA helicase. Lineage: Eukaryota; Metazoa; Chordata; Mammalia; Pholidota; Manidae. The record is from RefSeq and is a predicted model, not a curated record. Gene Ontology annotation, molecular function: DNA helicase activity. Gene Ontology annotation, biological process: telomere maintenance; DNA repair.